This is a messenger RNA of Pelecanus crispus (Dalmatian pelican), 441 nucleotides long. RefSeq names its product gap junction beta-5 protein-like. The record is from RefSeq and is a predicted model, not a curated record. Lineage: Eukaryota; Metazoa; Chordata; Aves; Pelecaniformes; Pelecanidae. Gene Ontology annotation, molecular function: gap junction channel activity. Gene Ontology annotation, cellular component: connexin complex. Gene Ontology annotation, biological process: cell-cell signaling.
AUGAACUGGGGGGUGUUCGAAGGGCUCCUCAGCGGGGUCAACAAGUAUUCCACAGCCUUCGGCCGCAUCUGGCUCUCCCUCGUCUUCAUCUUCCGCCUGCUGGUCUACGUGGUGGCAGCCGAGCGCGUCUGGAGCGAUGACCACAAGGACUUUGAUUGCAACACGCAGCAGCCGGGCUGCAGGAAUGUCUGCUUUGACCACUUCUUCCCCGUCUCCCACAUCCGCCUCUGGGCCCUGCAGCUCAUCCUGGUGACCUGUCCUUCCCUCCUGGUCCAUCGACUCUCACUUUCAGCAGCCCCACUUUCACCCGUGCUGGGGCUGCCUUGGGCGUCACCUGCGAGAGAGAGAAAACCAGUCCCUGGCGUGUCCCAGCAUCCCAGCUCUGCAGCAGCCGCUUCUCCUUCGGCUCUCAGCAUUAGCAAAGCUCGGCGGCUGGUUUAG